CCCUCCUCCCAACACCCCAAAUCACGUCAGGUGAUAAUGGGGAUCCCCCCCAAAUAUAUUAAAGACUAGAACCUAAGCUCAGGAUUCAUGUAUGGAAUUUAGCAGUAUGCAAGCAGCUUCUCAGUUCUCACUACUUUUAGGAGUGUUCAUGACAUUCUUUGUAAUAGAAUCAUCAGAAGGUGCUGGUAAUGUUUUCUGUACAAAGGAAAUUCACACUAGCCAACAUCUCAUAGCAGACAAGCCACCACCUGAAGCCUUGUACGGGUCAAUGCGAUUGAGCCAGUUAUGGGCUGUCAAAGAACUUAAGAUCCACUUCAUGAAUCCUAAUGUGCUUGCGGAAGACAAUUGGACGUAUCGUGGUUUUCAGUUAAACCCUGCACAAAUUUUAGAUUGGGUAGACCCGUGGAAUAAAAAUUCUAAAUUCUACCCUAUUAUCUCUCUGGACCCCAUCAUGAAAGAGCAGCAGCAGGAUGCGCACAUUCGAGUGUGGUUUGACUCAUCUAAAGACACUGUGAGCUGGUCUUUAGUUGGAAACGAUGCCCUGGACCCUAACUAUCGUCGUCGGGCUACAAUGAGCCUCAGCUUGCUCCAUCUGGAUGACAAAGCCAAAAAAAGCAAUGUUAUUCAUGAAUUCGGCCAUGUAUUAGGAUUAGACCACGAACACCAGCGCUCCAACUUUUGGGACAUACUGGGCCAGAAGGAAGGUGACCAUUAUCGAUUCAUCAUUGGGAAAGAAAACAUGAGGAACGGAAUUGGUGGAUGUCAAAAAGCUGGUGACCAAUUUUUUAGGAGUAAAACUGAUACUCCUAUUAAUGAAACAGAGCAAUCCGAGUACGACCCAAACAGCAUCAUGCAUUACUGGUUCGACAUAAAGUGGUUGAAGCCAGAAUAUCAAGACAAAAGAAGCCCUGAGUAUGCAAAACUCACGUCAGAGGAAAGGAGAAUAAUUAAUGGUGUUCAUCAACGUGACUAUUCUCAUGGUUAUCUGGUUGAUGAACCAUCUGAUGAAGAUUACCGUGUUUUGAACAGAGCAUACAACAGAAAGCGUGUGGUACCUGAGCAUUCCCCAUCAUCUAAGAAGAUAUCAAAACAAAAAAAUCAACCCAUACUUAAAGGCACUGUUAUAAAGAAAGAUGACCGCCCGAGAAUGACUGACCUUUUAAGCUUCAAACUCAGGAAAGACACAAUUGACAUCACAAAUGAAAUAGGAACUGAUUAUGAAAAGUUUGGAGUGCUCCUUCUUGGUAAUGCAAAUAAGGUGGACAACAUUAAAAAAAGCAAUCAGUAUCAAGUUAAGGAUAUUGUGGUUCAAAUAAUAAAAGUGUGGCUAAAGGGCUCUGGAAAAACACCAGUUACCUGGGAAACGUUUGUUUGGGCUUUGAAAGAAUCAGGUUUAGCUGUUUUAGCAUCUGAUAUAGAGAGCCAGUAUUCACAAGAAUAUGUUCAUGAGGAAUUGUGAGGACUACACAGUACACACACAUUGCGUUAAUAUUUUUUGCUCAUUUGUGUUUGAAUGAUUUAAGCAAUAGACCUUGACAAGUCGUUUACCGGACAGAUAGCCACUAUAUGUAAUAUACAAUUUUAUUUUUUCAUUGUUCUUUCUCUAAUUUAUUGAACACUUCCAAACAAUUUUCUGGGAAAUGUUCACUGUUCUAAUAA
Messenger RNA from Halichondria panicea, 1659 nucleotides. RefSeq lists its product as uncharacterized. Gene Ontology annotation, biological process: signal transduction. The record is from RefSeq and is a predicted model, not a curated record. NCBI's taxonomy places the organism in Eukaryota, Metazoa, Porifera, Demospongiae, Suberitida, Halichondriidae. The transcript is spliced from 7 exons. Gene Ontology annotation, molecular function: protein binding; metallopeptidase activity. Bases 92 to 1459 code for a protein of 455 amino acids.